This is a messenger RNA of Suillus paluster, 464 nucleotides long. RefSeq lists its product as uncharacterized. The annotation marks the transcript as partial. The transcript has 3 exons. NCBI's taxonomy places the organism in Eukaryota, Fungi, Basidiomycota, Agaricomycetes, Boletales, Suillaceae. The record is from RefSeq and is a predicted model, not a curated record.
AGGACGAAUGAAAGCUGAAAAUGAAUGGACCUAUUGUUUGAUGCUUGCCAGAGCUAGAUGGAGGUUGCUGUUCAAGUCCUGUACAUGUGUGUCUUCCUUGCUUUAUCCUCAUGCAGCUUGCUGUGCAGAUCAAGCGCCCGAGUCACGUUGUCUGACAACCAGUUUCUUCAUCGACAUCGACAUCUCAGCAUCACAUCUGGUAGUCCUGUUAUCAAGAGAGCCCGCAUUUCUAUCGUUCUUCACCCACCCUUAUCUCCAUCGCCUGCAAGACAUAUCUCUGAGACUCGGAGACGUCCAUCCCACUUCACUGCGCUGUCUUCUCUAGCUCGUCUCAAUGACUCGAUCAUCAAGCAGGAACGCACCAGUACUACUUGGAUUCUUGAACAUCUUUUCCUCGUGCGAAUCAGAAGACAGCGUCAACUUCCGACUGCCUACUGGACUUCAGGAACCUGUCAAGCGCUAUC